CCGGGUCAUCUGGCGUUGGAUCGUCUGGCUCGACAGCGGGCAUCGGGUCACCAGGCAUGACAGCGGGCACUGGGUCACCAGGCAUUGGAUCAUCUGGCCCGGCAGCGGGCAUCGGGUCACCAGGCAUGACAGCGGGCACUGGGUCAUCAGGCAUUGGAUCGUCUGGCUCGACAGCGGGCAUCGGGUCACCAGGCAUGACAGCGGGCACCGGGUCAUCAGGUACCGGAUCGUCUGGAUCGACAGCGGGCACCGGGUCAUCUGGCGUUGGAUCGUCUGGCUCGACAGCGGGCAUCGGGUCACCAGGCAUGACAGCGGGCACUGGGUCAUCAGGUACCGGAUCGUCUGGAUCGACAGCGGGCAUCGAGUCAACUGGCCUAAUAGGAUCAUCAGGCUGGAUCAGUUCAUCAGGCUGGGUAGAGACAUCAGGCUGAAUGGAGGCAUCAGGCUGAAUAGAGGCAUCAGGCUGAAUGGAGGCAUCGGGCUGAAUGGAGGCAUCAGGUUGGGUAGAGGCAUCAGGCUGGGUAAAGACAUCAGGCUGAAUUGUGUGGGCGCCGAGGCACCAGGCUGCACCACGGAAGACAGGUUCUCAGA
Molecule: messenger RNA, 591 nt
Organism: Staurois parvus
Lineage: Eukaryota; Metazoa; Chordata; Amphibia; Anura; Ranidae
Source: the annotation of a GenBank genome assembly